AGUUCUGUGUGCGAGACAGGCAGAGCGGCGUGCGCCUGGCGAGACAAAGGCGGCGGACCAGGGAACAGCCGGGAUAAAUAUCCAGAUACAAUUGUCGGGAGGUAUCUGCAUGGGAAUAUAAUGAUAGACUACGAAUCGAUGCAAAGAUUGACGGGCCGCUAAAUGACCUCGACAGUCGUCUGGAAUAGAAUUGUAUCAACAGCCUGUCCCUUCUCUUUCGUUUUUAAACAUUUUCUCCAACGCCCCCAAUUUAGCGAGCUAGCUACUAGCUAGCAUUAGAGCAUUGGUAGCCACUCAUCAUUCCCUCAAGAAUCAAAAGAGAGGAACUCCAUACAAUUGGGAGGUAGCCAAAAGAAAAGAGCGCUUUGCACACAGACGCCCCAAGAUCUGAUGCUCAUCCUCGUGGACUAUGCCUAGCCCCUUAUUCCACCCCGAGAUUAUGGACCACGACAUGGUAGUGAGCAGCCAGCACAACGGGGUCAGCCUGCCGCGAGAGACUGACCAGGAGUCCCGGGACGAGGAGCAUCAGGAUGCGCUCCGCUUCGCCCUGGACCAGCUGUCAUUUAUGGCCCUGGAGAAGGUGGACUGUGGUGGUGGGGGGCUCGUUGACACGCUCGACGGUAACCAGGGACCGUGCUCCGGGAAUUCCAACGGCGGUUAUGUCGACCUGCAGAUGCUGGAGCACCAAGGAGGCUCCCGGGACUCCCCGACAUCCUGCUCCCCGUCUCCAGAGUACUAUGGAUCGGGCGGGUACCACAUGACUGGCCCGCACUCUCACCCCAUGCUCGGUGAACAAAGCUCUGUUCUCUGCAAUCGCAAGAGGAGUGUCAACAUGACCGAAUGCGUACCUGUGCCCAGCUCAGAACACGUUGCUGAAAUAGUGGGAAGACAGGGCUGUAAGAUCAAGGCACUGCGUGCGAAGACCAACACCUACAUAAAGACCCCAGUGAGAGGCGAGGAGCCCGUGUUCAUAGUUACAGGGCGCAGGGAGGACGUGGAGAUGGCCAAGCGGGAGAUCGUCUCUGCGGCCGAGCACUUCUCCAUGAUCCGGGCAUCCCGCUGCAAGGCUGGGGCCACGGGCACAGGAGCACCCGGGACAGGGGGAGCGCUCCCUGGACCCCCCCACCUGCCUGGACAGACCACUAUACAGGUGCGGGUACCGUAUCGUGUGGUGGGGUUAGUGGUGGGGCCCAAGGGGGCGACCAUCAAGCGCAUCCAGCAGCAGACGCACACCUACAUCGUGACGCCCAGCAGGGAGAAGGACCCCGUGUUUGAGGUGACAGGCAUGCCUGAGAAUGUGGACCGAGCCCGGGAGGAGAUUGAGACGCACAUCACCCUGCGGACCGGGGCCUUUGUGGACCUCCAGGGAGACAACGACUUCCACACUAACGGGACUGACGUCAGCCUAGAGGGCCUGGGCUCGCUGGCUGGGGGGCUGGGCGCUGCUCUCUGGGCCCGGGCCAACAACCCCCACCCUGCCCCUCCACCCCCGCCGCCGCCUCCACCACCCCCGCUCCCCAUGGCCAUGCACCAAUCUUCUGGGAGGAAGCUGUCCUCCUCGGCCUCCUACCACCAACACAACGGAGGGAUGGGCUCUGAGUGCUACAGCGCCCCCAGGAGGGCCACCGAGGGAGGUAGCCCCAMCAGCCCAUUCAGCACUAGCUCCAGCAAUGCUGGCGGAGGAGGGGGGUUCACCUUCGGUGGUGACUCCACCCCAGGCCUCCCCUCUGAGGAGCUGGGCUUUGAGUUCAGCGCCUCCAACAUCUGGGCCCCUUUCGUCAACGGRGGAGGAGGGAAGAUCCCAGGCACCUCUCAGAAGCAGCCUCUCCGCAGAAACAGCAGCGGCCUGAGCGGCGGUGCCGUCACCCCCCGGCUGUCCCCCACCCUGCCCCCCGACGCAGUGGUGGGACCCCUGGAUCAUCAACUGGCCCGUCGGGCCCAGAGUGACCCACUCAGCACCCUCUCCUGGCUGCAGUCGGGCGGUGCCGGUGCAGGGUCCUUCUCUGGAGCGUCUAGCUCCAGCUCCGGAGGGUCAUCCACCGGUUACUCCUCCUGCUCAGCUUCCUCCCUGCCCGGAGGCUCUCCCACCGAUUCAGAGGGCGGGGGUAGCUGCGUUGGCCUGGGCUCUGGCAUGCUGGGCCGGCUGAAGGCCGCGGCUGGUGCUGGAGGUCUGGUUGGCAUGGGGCCAGGGGGCGUGAGCAGGGACUGCUUUGUGUGCUUUGAGAGCGAGGUGACAGCGGCUCUGGUGCCAUGCGGACACAAUCUGUUCUGCAUGGACUGCGCCGGACAGAUCUGCCAGUCCGCUGAGCCUGAGUGCCCUGUCUGCCAUACCACUGCCACACAGUGCAUCCGUAUCUUCUCCUAAUAGCCCCCCUCCCUCACCCACCCGAAGACGAGGGAUGGUAUGGGGACUGAGGAGGGGGCGAGAGGGGUAGGGGUGUCAUCUUAAAAAAACUGUACUUUACGGUCUUACUAUCCGAGAGAACUGCAGUGGACCAUCAACUGUGGCGGGACGGGCGGACACCAACGACCUUCUCUGCACAUAUGAUGGACCACAAUGAUUACAAUAUUAGAAAUAUGACACUAUACGGAUGUUGAUUUAAUGAUAACUAUGACAAUAAUAAUAAUGAAAAUAUUUCCAGACUGACUGAUUUUGAUUUGGUUCUGCGGACUGCAGAAACAGUAUGGUGGGAUCAAGAGGUUUCAUGGUGGACUUGUGUGGAAGGAAACCAGUGUCUUAUCUUCUGGCUUUCGUUCUGACCUGGGCCAGCCUUCAGGCCUGAACUAGCUCUGAACUAGGUUGCCAGGCUGUUUGAAUAGUUUCAUUCUCUCGCUUUUUUUCCUUCUUCAGAUAUCUCUGCCUGCUUCUCUCACAAGCCUUUUCCUUUGACACUUUUGUACUUAAUAGCAGAUAUUUUUCGACUGAGCUGCCUAGGCCUGCACUUUUCUACUCAGUUUCCUUUUCGAUGUUCUUUGACAGGAUGCAAAACGCAGUUUUUUGGUCUUCUGAGUUCGCUCCUGUUCUUUCUUUUCAGCUCUCUCUCGCCAUCUGUCCUCUCUCUGAUUCAGAGGGGUUGGGUUAAAUGCGGAAGACACAUUUCGGUACAACUGACUAGGUCUCUCUUGCUAGCUAGUAUAGUGACAUAAAGGAAAUGCUUUGGUAUGAGCCUGGAACUGACUUUAAAACAGGCACAGAGACACCUAUCAGACAAAAACAAGCCAGAAGGCCCUACUAGAUCUUAUGAAGACUGAAACACGUAAGGUAUUUAUACUGUUCAAAAACCAAUAUCCAAUGUUGUGGUUUUAAUGACUAGUAUAGGAAUAAUACAAUGGUAAUAAGUUAUUUAAGGAAUAUCAGAACUAAUGCCAGAGGUCAGUUACUCAGUACCCCUUGGUCCUUCUUUCUCUCAACCGCUCUCUCCCUCUCCACCCAAUCUCCUUCAAUAGAUCCAGUUUAGUUUUUGGCCCCAUUCUUCCACUCUCUCUCUUCCCCCUGUGGAGCUCAGUGUAGACACCGAGCCAUCCAUAGCCCAGUCCACUCAGAUCCUCUGUUACAGUUUGCUUUGGAGAGCUAAUGUAUUUUUUUUAAUGGGUCUUUGGCUUUUGACUGUAAAGUAUGUUGCCCCUGACUCCCUACUCUCUGAACUGCAUUGACGUCGAGUAGGAUAAGAUGGGUCUUGAUGUCACACACACACAGGAAUGUCUCGUCCAAUAGGGGUCUUGGUUAAGGGGAGGUGGCCCACCCCCAGUAUUGGGGGCAUUCGAAUGAGCUGUCUCUGUGCCCUGAGCGACACAUUGUAAUGUUAUUAGACCCCCCCCUCCCCCCUCGGGUUCCUCGAUUUGAGUGAUUUUUGGUCUUCCGCUCCCCCAGCAAAGCUCUUUAUCUCCUAGUCCAACCUGGAUCACCCCUCCCAAGUGACAUUGUCACCCUGGGAGAUCUAUUUUGUGUUUGUAUUUUCACAUCAACUGCCUGUCUGACUGUGUUUUUAAGUAUGACAUGGUUGGUUUUGGUGUGACGGUACAUGGUUGUUAUAUGCAGCCCUCUGAACGUACAUGCGGAUCUACUCCUAGAGCCAGACAAGCCAUGACAAACAGAAUCAAAACAAUGAAUGGGAGAGGAAAAAGGGCUUCCUUGCACACACACACACUACAUUUUCAGAUGUUAACCUUCUCAUCAGUGACAACAGCGAGAAUAAUCAACUUAUCCAAUAUGGCAGCUAGUAGCUAGUUCAUCCAGGGCUUCCAGACACUCUGUGUUCAAACCCCAACAGCUGCAGAAUGUGUUGCUUGUUCUUUUCUCUCUGGUCUACAUCUAUAGAACACUGGUCAACCCUGUCAGCACCAGUCCUUCUCAGUCAUGUCCAUCGCCUGUGAACAGAAGGCUCUGUUCCAAUACUUUUCAAAUGCAGCAUCCCUUUCUACCCUCACACCUUCAGGUACUAUCCACUGAUCUACCAUGUGUGGACAGGUGAAAGCAGGUUCUCUACUGGAUUUUUCUCAAUAAUGUCACUUCAGAUCAGUGACUACCUUCAGGGAGGGAGAAGGAAAGGAUGCAGGAGAUAGCCUAGCAGUGAGAGCGUUGGGCCAGUAACUGUAAGGUUGCUGGUUCGAAUACCCGAGCCAACAAGGUGGAAAAAARUCUCUGUGCAAGGCACUUAACCCUCAUGUGCUCCAUGGACAACAUACUACUAUGGCUGACCCUGUAAAACAACACAUUUCAUUGCACCUAUCUGGUGUGUGACAAUUAAACAGAGAAUUAUUAUWAUWAUUUUUUUAAGAGAAUGAACAGGCAAUUCACAGAGCUCAAGUAUAGUCUCUGCUUGAGGGUCAAGCCGGGCUACUUUUUAACAAACAACUUCUGUGUCUGAGAUGCCUGACUAAAUGAGCUUGAGCUUGUCAAGUGAAGGGGACAGCGGCUUGACGUCUUAGUCUGUAAUCUAGUAAUCGACCCUCCACAUUUAACUACACCGCAAUGCUCACUACUUGAAUGGCCCUUCAUGUCCACAGAUGUGGAGCUAGUAGCUGGCUGACUGAUGAGUCAUAUUUCACUGAAGACUAUAAUGGUGCUUUGGUGCAACUCACUACUGACAUAGAUAUUGUUUUCUACGGCAGCACCUCUCUCCCCCUCUUCUUUUAGGAGUCAACUGUAUAACUGGCAACCCUGACCCCGCUCUCUCUCUCCCCUCAACGUGGGAGGGAUCUGUGUAAACUGGCAACCCGUCCCUGCUGGGUCUGACUUUAAAUGUUUUUAGUAUAGUUUUUCUUUGCUCCUGCAGACUCAAGUUGGGUGCAGGGAAGGAUGUGACCAUGUCUUUUAAAGGAACAGAUAAACUAUGACUGUUGUGUCAAUCUUAAAGGCCCUUUUCCAGAACUGCCCAUGACUUCUCAGUCACUAAAAUGUCCAGAGUUGGAUUUGCCAGGUGGUUCUGGUCUGGUUGUUUCACCAGGUCAUGUACAGUAGCAUGAACAGUUAAAGGGUACAGAAUAUUCUCAUAUUGACUGCCGAUUAUUUUAGCUGAAUUUAACCCCUGACCCCCACCCCAUUAAGGUUUGAAAACAGGGUUUAUAGAGGCUCCUUAAGGAGUGACGUCUGACCUUUUUGUGACACAGGGGGAGCCACGCCCAUCCGGGAACUUCGCCUUCCUAUUUUGCUUUAAUCCUUUAACACAGAACCAAAAUGUUAUGUUAGCAAACAAGGUUUCAGGCCUGACUUGUGUAUAUACCCUGAGUACAAUCAAUGGGAUCUCAUUUUCAAAAAGUUACCAGACUUAAGUAAGGAAGUUGUAGUUUUUAAAAACAUGUAACAUUAUUUGUAGGUUAACCAUGUGCAUGUCUUCAAGCCAUCAGGCAUUAGCAAAUAAUUUUUCAGAGGAAAAUAAAAACUUUUUACACUUUAUUUUUACAAUUUAUUUGCUUACCUAAAUAUCCCAGACAAUAAUGUGACCCUUUUUAUUACUUCAAAAUAUUUUAUUUUCAAUAUUUUUUUAUUUUAUUUCCUGUGUACAACAUGUAGGCAAUUUAUAACAAAAUUAGAAAAAAAUUAUUGAAGAAAUUUUAAAAUUGAAAUAUAUUUUAUUUGAAAGUUUAUGGACCUUUUAACCGUGAGCCGGAACAAUAUAUGCAUAUAAUUUGAGCUGUCUUGACGGUUGAGAAAUGUAUCAAGAGUUUUAUUUUUUAUGCUUCUUUAAUAAAAUCUUGUUUUUGGUUUCAUUUUUUUACUGUAAAACAAUAA
Salvelinus sp. IW2-2015 is the source of this 6232-nucleotide messenger RNA. RefSeq names its product RNA-binding protein MEX3B-like. Gene Ontology annotation, molecular function: RNA binding. Lineage: Eukaryota; Metazoa; Chordata; Actinopteri; Salmoniformes; Salmonidae. The record is from RefSeq and is a predicted model, not a curated record.